AUGGCGCAAUGUGCGGUGAAGGUGCUGUCUGCGCAAGAGGGCCUUGCCGAUGUCGCGAAGCUGAUGCAGGCCCCGGACAUCAGCGGAGUGGUCCUGAAGGACUUCGUGGGCGCGCGCGGCCACGGAAGCUUGCUGACCUGGGCCCGGGACUUUUGCCGCCUGGGGGAGCCGGUCAAAGACCAGCUUUGCUACUACGAGGGCCACGAGGCCCAGGCCGGUGAGCCCUUCAGCGAGCAGCUGAAGCGGCAGCUCGCGGCCGACUUCCGGGAGUGUGGGGAGGCGCUCCUGCAAGAUCAGGUGGUGGAGGAGCAGUCCGAGGUUGCUCUUGGAAGCCAGUCCGCCGCCGAAGCCCUCUGGGAGAUCCUGCAGGAGUUGAUGGAGCUGCACAGGUCGAGCACAAAGUCUGGUGAGGACUUGCGCUGGAAGGUCCAGCUUGAGGUGAAUCAGGAUGGCGCCUGCACGAAAUACCAUGCGGACUCGGUGCAGGUGAGUCUUGCCAUAGCUCUUGCCGGCGAGGGCCUGGUGCUCGCGCAGCCAAGCGAGGUAGAUUGGGCCUUCUAUGAGUCCUGUGAGGGUGUGGUCCCUGCUUUGGCAAAUGAGGACCUCGCAGCCGACUCAGCCUGUGAGGCCAUCAGGGCAUGGAAUGCGCGCGUGAGCAAGGGCGAGGUGACCACUGAACCCGGUGACCUUUCGAUCAUGAAGGGAGGCAGGCUGAAUCCGGAGCGACCUUGCCUGCAUCGAGCUCCAUACAGCGCCGAGGAAGGCAAGGAGCCCCUUGGGCUUCUUGUGACUGUGGACCGCAUUCCUCAGGAGGAGCUCCAGAACUUCGCUUCCAUGGUCUUUGAAGAGCAUGAGUCCCCUGAGUCCGCUCAGUCUGAUGGGCCGGCCCAUGAGGAUCAGGAGAUGCCAGAGGCUUCCGACCUUCUUCCGGUCACGGUUCUGAGCGGCUUUCUGGGUGCCGGAAAGACCACUCUGCUGACGAAUCUUCUCCAAAACCAGGAGGGCCUUCGUAUCGCUCUGAUUGUCAAUGACAUGGCUGAAGUCAACGUCGAUGCCUUGCUAGUGAAAUCUGCCAGUCAGGUUCUCACGGGGAAGGACAAGAUGAUCGAGAUGCAAAAUGGUUGCAUAUGCUGCACGUUACGCGGAGACCUCAUCGAUAACGUGAGCAAGCUGGCUGCAGAGAAGCGCUUCGACUACCUGUUGAUUGAAAGCACGGGUAUUUCAGAGCCCAUGCCAGUGGCAACGACCUUUGUUGACGAGCAUGAUGGCAAGGACAUGCUUGGCAAAGUGGCCCGUCUUGACACCCUUGUGACCGUGGUGGAUGCCAUGAACUUUUCGAAAGACUAUGACACUGCUCAAUUGCUCAACGACCGGCCGGCAUUGGGCGCGGAGGAAGGCGACCAACGCACCAUUGCGCAGCUCCUCGCUGACCAAGUGGAAUGCGCCAACCUGAUUGUGCUCAACAAGGUCGACCUGGUCAAGGAGGAGGACGUCACGCGCUUAGAGCUCCUCCUGAAGAAGAUGAACCCCAAAGCCAAAAUCAUCCGUUCUACCUACGGAAAGGUUGAUUCCAGGCUCCUGUUGAACACGCGCAGCUUCAACUUGGCGGAAGCCGAGGAAAUGCCAGGCUGGUAUCAAGAGCUGCAAGGCAAUCAUGUGCCCGAGACAGAGGAGUACAACAUCUCCAGCUUCGUUUUUCGAGCGCAGAGACCUUUUCACCCCAAGCGUUUGGACAAGCUAUUCAGCAGGGGCCUUGAUGGAAUUCUCCGCUCCAAGGGAGUUCUUUGGGUUGGAGGCCUACAGACCUCCUCCCUCGUGCUGAAUUCGGCUGGUGCGGCAGUGAGCAUCCAGAGUGGCGCACCAUGGCUGCAUGGCUCGGAGGAUGUUUCUGAUUGGCCUGCUGAUUGUCACAAGUACAAGACCGCGCCGUAUGGCGACAGGCGUCAGGAGCUGGUCCUCAUUGGGACGGACCUGAAAGAGCCCGAGCUGCGGAAGUCUCUAGAGGCCGCGUUAGUCACAGAUGAGGAGUUUGCCUUGGGCCCGAAGGAGUGGGCCAAGUGGCCCAACCCGUUUCGAAGCAGAAAAAGGAAGAAGCCUUCCGCGAAGGGUGCUCCUCGAAAGAAGGCGUCAGCGAAGAAACUGGUCACAGCCAGAGAGCUCAACGACGAAGCUUAG
This is a messenger RNA of Symbiodinium natans, 2175 nucleotides long. Lineage: Eukaryota; Dinophyceae; Suessiales; Symbiodiniaceae. The record is from the annotation of a GenBank genome assembly.